Molecule: messenger RNA, 438 nt
Organism: Ilex paraguariensis (yerba mate)
Lineage: Eukaryota; Viridiplantae; Streptophyta; Magnoliopsida; Aquifoliales; Aquifoliaceae
Source: the annotation of a GenBank genome assembly
AUGGUGCAGGCUGCUUUACCAUGGAUGAAGGUUCUUCCAGGGCGUUUGACAUUUGGAGGCUUUGGGGACGGACUGGUAUUGUUGUCUUUGGUUUUCCUGUUCCAUUUGCGGAUCCAUUUUGCUUUAGUUUCCUAUAUUCUCCAUCUUAGUUGUGAAGUUAUGCUGGACUUCGUCAUUUGUACCUCGAGUCACACAGCUCUUACAAAGGUUUCUAAACGCUGUAUACAUGGAAAGUUAGGUGCAUCUGUCUCAUUUCCCGGGGUUUUUAUGUGGUGCAUCAUGCUUGAUAGUCUGUAUAUAUACGUGGUGAAAGGGAGUUGGUCUUUGUCAUCGUUUUUAAUUAUCGGUUGCAUAAAGAGUGGCAAUGGUCAUUUAUGGGCUAGUCGGGUGUACGCUUCUUUAGAGGCCUGUAAUAUAUCAUCAUCUAUCAUCAAUUGA